AUGAACGCAAAGCAGUUAGUCCAAACAAUACUCAUUUUUAAGAUUUUUCGGGUUUACUCCUUGUCAGAGGUGCCAUCGAAGAAGUUCGGAUUGUCUGGCCAUGUAGAUUGGCGAGUUAGCAACAAGCGGGAAAAGGUCAAGGAGAUGAUGCAGUUUGCCUGGCGAGGAUAUGCCGAAAAUGCCUGGGGCUUUAAUGAGCUCAACUCGGAGCUGGGCGUGCCGCACAAUGAGAGUGUUUUUGGUAAUCACCACAUAGGCCUCACCAUAAUUGACAGCCUGGAUACCCUCUAUAUGAUGGGCCUGCAGGAGGAGUACGAGCGAGGACGCAAGUGGGUGGCCGAAAACUUUACUCUCGAUUACAUAGAUGCCCAUCUUUCCGUUUAUGAGCUCACUAUUCGCAUCGUCGGUGGCCUGCUUUCUAUGUACGCCCUCACAGGAGACGAUCUGUAUAUGAUGCAGUCUGAAUAUGCGUUAAGGAAACUUCUGCCAGCCUUUAAUUCAACAGUGCACAUACCGUGGGCCAGGAUAAAUCCUUCAUCUGGUUCAGCUGCACCACAUUCCUGGACCCCCGAAUCGCUGCUGGGCGAGAUUGGAAACCUCAAUAUGGAGUUCUUCUACACCAGUGAGAUCACCGGACACCGGAAAUACCGACCUUUAGUUCAUCACGUGAGGGACAAGCUGGACAUGUUGAGUAAGCCAAGGGACAUGUAUGCCGAUUAUGUUCAUCCCAGGACGGCCAUCUGGGGACCCUUGAAAAUGUCCUUGGAGCCUGCGGGCGGCGGAGGUCUGUACGAGUGCAUGCUUAAGUCGUGGUUGCGAUCGAAUAAGCUGGACAAUCAGGCGCAUGAUCUGUAUGUCAAGGCCAUCCAACAGGUGAUCAAUAGUAUGGUGGGACUGAGCUUCGGCGGGAUGACUUAUAUAGGUGAACUGUCGAAUUUCCAUCUGAUCCGAAGGAUGAAGCACUCCACCUGCUUUGCCGGCGGUCUCUUCGCCCUAGGAUCCUCUGCUUUUCAUAAUAAUUCCCGAUUGGAAGCCAAACACCUGCAGUUGGGCAAGGACUUGGCCUUAACCUGCCGUGAGAGCUAUAGACGUUCUGCCACUGGCCUGGGACCAGAGUCCUUUCAAUUCGACUCUGUGUCCCGGGAAGAUGCCACCUCGAGGGAGAGCGAUUCGAAGGCCUAUCGGUUGAAACCGGAAGUGGUGGAAAGCUAUUUCAUAUUGUGGCGCCUCACCCACGAUCAGAAGUAUCGCGAUUGGGGCUGGGAGGUGGUGGAGUCACUGGAGAAGUAUUGCCGCACCAAGUUCGGUUUUUCUGGCCUGCAGAAUGUCUACGAUCCGAAUGGCGCCAGGGACGGAGUGCAGGGGAGCCACUUCUUGGGCGAGACCCUCAAGUUCCUGUACCUCCUGUUCUCCAAGGACUCGCUGUUGCCCCUGGACAAGUGGGUCUUCAACACCGCAGCCCAUCCGUUCCCAGUUCGCUAUGUAAACAAAUUGUUCCGCGGCAAUCAGCUAAAGCCCUAUGUGCACUUUUCUAUUUAA
This is a messenger RNA of Drosophila takahashii, 1539 nucleotides long. RefSeq names its product mannosyl-oligosaccharide alpha-1,2-mannosidase IA-like. Gene Ontology annotation, biological process: mannose trimming involved in glycoprotein ERAD pathway; carbohydrate metabolic process. Gene Ontology annotation, cellular component: endoplasmic reticulum; Golgi membrane. Gene Ontology annotation, molecular function: calcium ion binding; mannosyl-oligosaccharide 1,2-alpha-mannosidase activity. NCBI's taxonomy places the organism in Eukaryota, Metazoa, Arthropoda, Insecta, Diptera, Drosophilidae. The record is from RefSeq and is a predicted model, not a curated record.